Messenger RNA from Dipodomys ordii (Ord's kangaroo rat), 948 nucleotides. Its product is annotated as olfactory receptor 8H1-like. Bases 1 to 948 code for a protein of 315 amino acids. Gene Ontology annotation, biological process: G protein-coupled receptor signaling pathway; sensory perception of smell. Gene Ontology annotation, molecular function: odorant binding; olfactory receptor activity; G protein-coupled receptor activity. The transcript has a single exon. The record is from RefSeq and is a predicted model, not a curated record. NCBI's taxonomy places the organism in Eukaryota, Metazoa, Chordata, Mammalia, Rodentia, Heteromyidae. Gene Ontology annotation, cellular component: membrane.
AUGAAUACCUGGAAUGACACAAACUUGAGCUUCUUCAUCCUUACGGGAUUAACAGAUUCUGGAGAGGUCCAAUUGGCCCUCUCUCUGCUCUUUCUCCUGAUCUACCUGAUUUCUGAGCUGGGUAACCUAGGUAUGAUAUUAAUCAUUUGGCUGGAUCACCAGCUUCACACACCUAUGUAUUUUUUUCUCAGUCAACUUUCUUUCCUUGAUCUAUGUUAUUCAAAUGUCAUCACACCUAAAACCUUAGUGAACUUGCUGACUUCCUCGAAGAGCAUUUCAUACUUGGGCUGUUUCACUCAGUUGUAUGUUUUCAUUUUGCUUAGUGCUACAGAAUGCUUUCUUCUCUCCUCUAUGGCCUAUGAUCGCUACAUUGCUAUCUGCAACCCUUUGCACUACCCAGUGAUUAUGUCACCAAGACUCUGCCGAGUCUUGCUCACUGGGUCCUAUAUGGUUGGCUUUUUGGAUUCCUUUGUCAGUAACCUUUGUAUGAGCAGAUUGCAUUUCUGCAACUCCAACAUAAUCCAUCACUUUUUCUGUGACACAUCCCCAAUUGUAAUCCUAUCCUGCAAUGACACCUAUUUCAUUGAGAUGAUGAUAAUGUUUCUUGCUGGUUCCACGGUAUUAAUCUCACUUAUCAUAAUAUGUGUGUCCUAUGUGUGCAUUCUGUUUACUAUUAUGAAAAUCAGUUCCACUUCAGGAAAGCAGAAAGCCUUCUCUACCUGUGCCUCCCAUCUCCUUGGGGUCACCAUUUUCUAUGCCACCGUCAUUUUUACUUAUUUAAAACCCAAGAAGUCCUACUCGCUGGGAAAGGAUCAAGUGGCUUCUGUGUUUUAUACUAUUGUCAUUCCCAUGCUGAACCCACUCAUUUAUAGUCUGAGAAAUAAGGAAGUGAAAAAUGCUUUCAUUAGGGUCAUGCAGAAAAGAGGUGGGUUCAGGCAAAUAAAAUAA